This is a messenger RNA of Meriones unguiculatus (Mongolian gerbil), 7895 nucleotides long. Its product is annotated as Fc gamma binding protein. Gene Ontology annotation, molecular function: protein binding. The record is from RefSeq and is a predicted model, not a curated record. Bases 1 to 7746 code for a protein of 2581 amino acids. The transcript is spliced from 19 exons. Lineage: Eukaryota; Metazoa; Chordata; Mammalia; Rodentia; Muridae.
AUGGGAUCCCUGUGGAGCUGGUGGGCCCUCUGGGCUGGAGCAACCCUCCUGUGGGCCCGGCUCGCCCCAGCGCAGGCUUCCUGCCACGGCGUUCAGUGCUCACCUGGCCAGCGCUGCCAGAUGGUGAGUGGCAAGGCCAGGUGUGUGGCAGAGUCCACAGCUGUCUGCCGCGCCCACGGCGAUCCCCACUACACCACCUUCGACGGCCGUCGCUACGACAUGAUGGGCACCUGCACCUACACCAUGGCCGAGCUGCGCAGCGCCAAGGAGGCCCUGCUGGCCUUUAAAGUAGAAGCCAAGAAUGAGCACCGCAGCACCAGCAAAGCCUCCUACGUGCGCCUGGUCACCGUGUCCGUCUACAACCACACUGUGUCCCUGGCCUACGGAGAAACAGGCUUGGCCCGGAUUGACUACCAGCACUCAAGCCUGCCUGCGUCCCUGAGUGAGGGCCGCCUGCGUGUGUUCCAGAGUGGGAUACAGGGCGUGAUAGAGCUGGACUUUGGGCUGGUGGUCACCUAUGACUGGGAUCGCCAGCUGACGCUGAGCCUGCCCAAGCGCUUCCAGGACCAGGUGUCCGGGCUGUGUGGCAACUAUAACGGAGAUCCUGCUGAUGACUUCCUCACGCCUGAUGGGAAGCAAGCUGCCGAUGUCCUGAACUUUACCAAAAGCUGGAAGGUGGCUAACGGGGAUGUCUUGUGUGAUGACGGCUGUUCUGGCAACUGUCCCUCCUGCACCGAAAGCCAGGCUCAGCUCUUCCAGAACGAUGUUUUCUGUGGCCUGCUGAUUCUUCCCACAGGCCCAUUUGCUGACUGUCAUGAAUUCCUGGACCCCAAGCCUUUUCUGGAGGAGUGUGUGUAUGACAUGUGCGUGACCGGAGGGGAGCGCCUCACGCUGUGCCAUGGCCUCAGUGCCUAUGCUCGAGCCUGUGUGGACCUGGGCAUCUCCGUCCGAGAAUGGAGGUCACGAACCAAGUGCCCCCUGUCCUGUCCAGCCAACAGCCACUACCAGCUCUGCAGCCCCGCCUGCCCAGCCUCCUGCAACGCAGAGGCCGCGCCAAGCAACUGCUCUGGGCGCCCUUGCGUGGAGGGCUGCGUGUGCCUUCCGGGCUUCCUGGCCAGUCGCGGCCUCUGCGUGCCUGUGUCGUCGUGCGGCUGCACCUUCGAGGGCCGCCUGCUGGCCCCGGGUCAGGAAGUGUUCGCCGACGACCUAUGCAAGCGGCGCUGCACGUGUGAUGGAGCCACCCAGAAGGUGACCUGCCGGGACACAUCAGGGUGCCUGCCCGGCGAGCGCUGUGGGCCGAAGGACGGCUUCCUGGGGUGCUUCCCCCAGUACUACGGCGAGUGCCGGGCCUCGGGGGACCCGCACUACAUGUCCUUGGACUCGCGGGUCUUCAAUUUCAUGGGCACGUGCUCGUACCUGUUUACCGCCUCCUGCGGCCAGCACCCGUCCCUCCCGGACUUCAGAGUGAUCAUAGAGAACGAACGCCGGGGAAGCCAGACCGUGAGCUUCGCGCGGUCCGUGCUGUUGGAGGUCUAUGAGAUGAAGUUCGAGAUUCUCCGAGACUACCCCGGCAAAGUGCUGAUGAACGGCAUCCAGCAGUACCUACCCUUCCGAGCGGUAGGUGGAAAGAUCAUAGCCUACCGCCGGGGCUUGUACGCCUUCGUGCGCACGGACUUUGGCCUGCUGGUCAGCUACAACUGGGACACCCAUGUGACCACCAAGGUGCCCAGCAACUACGCUAAGGCCGUGUGUGGGCUCUGUGGGAACUUUAAUGGGAAUGCCCAGGACGACCUGGGCCAACAGAACCACAGCCUAGCCCUUGACCCUCAAGACUUCGGGAGGAAGUGGCUGGUGGCGACCAGGCCUGGCUGCAGAACGGACGAGCAACGCGUGUGCCCCAACAUGAACAGAGACAUCGUGAAGCUGAACAACGAGCAGUGCAGGGUCCUCAGCAACAGGAAGGGCCAUUUCAAGCACUGCUGGAAGGAGCCCACGUUCAACAGCGCCCUCAUCGAGUGCAUCUAUGACAACUGCCGAAUGCCAGGCCAGACCAAGCCCAUAUGUGACUCGCUGGCCACCUACACCGCCAUUUGCCAGGACCACAACAUCGUGGUGUAUCCCUGGAGAACUAAGGAAUUUUGCCCGAUGAACUGCCCUCCUCACAGCCACUAUGAGAUCUGUUUUCGAGGCUGUCCACUGACCUGCGGAGACAUGCUGGUGCCUGGCGGCUGCGGCACAAAAUGCUACGAGAGCUGUGUCUGUGACGACGGCUAUGUCCUCAGUGGGGAGAUCUGUGUGCCCCUGGCCUCCUGUGGCUGCGUACACCAGGGCAUUUACCACCCGGCAGGGGACGACUUCUAUCCUGGCCCCGAAUGCAACUCUCUCUGCCACUGUCACAAGGGCGGCCUGGUGACCUGUCAGCCCUCGUACUGCAGCCCGCAUGAAGUGUGUAAGGUGUCCGACGGCAUCCUGAGAUGCGUGGCUGUGGGCGAGGCCACCUGCCACAUGUCGGGGACCUCCCAUUACACCACCUUCGACGGCCUCCGCUUCAACUUCACUGGCACCUGCGUGUACGUGCUGGCUCAGACCUGCUGGACCCGGCCCGGCCUGCAGCCUUUCACAAUACUUCAGGAGAACGUGGCCUGGGGUAACAAGCAAGGCACUGUGACCGAGGGGGUCACCGUCCAGGUGGCCAGCUACACCCUGCGGCUGGAGCAGAGUCAGUGGAGGGUCAAGGUGAAUGGUGUGAACAUGAAGAUGCCUGUGAUGCUGGAUGGGGACAGGGUCCAGGCCUUCCAGCACGGCACAGAUGUGGUGGUCAAGACCAGAUUCGGCCCGCAAGUGUCCUACGAUCUCAAAAACAAUGUGCGCGUCACCGUGCCCCGCAACUACUAUAAACACAUGUGCGGCCUGUGUGGGGACUACAAUGAGGACCCCAAGAACGACUUCCAGAAGUCCGAUGGCGCUCAGGCAGCCAACCCCCAGGACCUGGGUAACUCGUGGGAGAAGGCCCAGCCCGGCUCUCCCUGCCAGCCCUGGCCCGCUUGCAAACCAGGAGAGGACUGCACCCCAAAGUGCAGCCCAGAUCUGGAGAGUAAGUAUCGCGAGAUAGGGUUCUGUGGGCUGCUCACCAGCCCCACGGGGCCCAUGGCUGACUGCCACCAGCGGCUGGACCCCCAGGGUCCCUUGCAAGACUGUGUGUUUGAUCUCUGCCUGGGUGGCGGGAACCUGAGCAUUCUCUGCGACAACAUCCACGCCUACGUGAGCGCCUGCCAGGCAGCUGGGGGGAAAGUGGAGCCCUGGAGGACCGAGACUUUCUGUCCAAUGAAGUGCCCUCCUAACAGUCGCUAUAAGGUGUGCACAGACAUCUGCUCCCUGGGCUGCUCAACCAUCACCACGCCAGUGAAUUGCCCGGACGUGUGUGCUGAGGGCUGUGAGUGUGACCCGGAAUUCCUGCACAGCGCCACAGCCUGUGUGCUGGCCGAGAAAUGCGGCUGCCACCACAGGGGGAGCUACUAUGAGCCGGAGGAGUCAGUGCUCAUUGAAAAUUGCCAGCAGCAUUGUGUGUGCCACGCAGGCAAAGGCAUGGUGUGCCAGGAUCACAGCUGCAAGCCAGGACAGGUGUGCGAGCCCUCAGGAGGCGUCCUGACCUGCGUCACCAAAGACCCAUGCCAAGGUGUUACCUGUAGGUCGCAGGAAACGUGUGAAGAGAAAGAUGGCAAGGGAGUGUGCAUACCCAACUAUGACGCCAAGUGCUGGGUGUGGGGAGACCCCCACUACCGUUCCUUCGACGGCUGGACCACUAACUUCCACGGCACCUGCAGCUACCUGCUGGCAGGGAGCAGCUGUCCUGGGGUCAGCGAUGAGGGGCUGACCCCCUUCUCGGUCGUCACCAAGCAUGAGAGCCAGGGCACCCCUACCAUAUCCAAUGUGAAGAAGGUCACCGUGAAAACCCACAACACCAGCAUCGACAUCCUCAAGAAACAGAUCGGCAGAGUCAAGGUGAAUGGUGUCCUCACAGCCUUGCCUGUCCACUUGGCUGGUGGGAGGAUUUCAGUGGUUCACGGAGGCUCAAAGGCUGUGGUGCAGACUGACUUCGGGCUUCAGGUCACUUAUGACUGGAACUGGAGAGUGCAGGUCACAUUGCCCAGUAGCUACCAUGGUGCAGUGUGUGGGCUCUGUGGAAACAUGGACAAAAACCCCAAAAAUGACCAAGUCUUCCCUAAUGGCACGUUGGCACCCUCAAUACCCACCUGGGGCGGCAGCUGGCAGGUUCCAGGGUUGGACCCUCUUUGUUGGAAUGAAUGUCAGGGGUCCUGUCCAAUGUGCCCAGAGGACCGAGUGGAGGAAUAUGGGGGCCCCGGCUUCUGUGGCCUUCUGUCCCCUGACACAGUGGGCCCCUUUGCCAAGUGCCAUGCCCAUGUGCCUCCUGAAAGCUUCUUCAAGGGCUGUGUGCUGGACCUUUGCCUGGGUGGUCAAGUCAAAGAAAUACUGUGCCAGGCACUGACCACUUAUGCUGAGGCCUGCCAGGCUGCAGGCAUCAAGAUCAAGGGCUGGAGGACUCAGGCUGGUUGUGAGAUCUCCUGCCCUGACAACAGCCACUAUGAGCUCUGUGGCCCACCAUGCCCAGCCGUCUGCCCACCCCCAGCACGCCACACAACCCCAGCUGUCUGUAACGGGCCCUGUGUGGAGGGGUGCCAGUGUGACCAGGGCUUUGUCUUGAGUGCUGGGCAGUGUGUUCCCCUGGAUGGCGGCUGUGGCUGCUGGGUCAAUGGCACAUACCAUGAAGCAGGCACCGAGUUUUGGACUGAUGCCACUUGCUCUGAGAGGUGUCACUGUGGACCUGGAGGUAACUCCUUGGUCUGCAAGCCUGCCAGCUGUGGACUGGGUGAGGAGUGUGCCUUGCUGCCCUCUGGCCAGCUAGGCUGCCAACCUACAAGCACAGCUCAGUGCCAAGCCUGGGGUGAUCCCCAUUACACCACCCUAGAUGGGUACAAGUUUGACUUCCAAGGCACCUGUGAGUACCUGCUGAGCGCCCCCUGCCAUGCAGCACCCAAGGGGACCGAAUUCUUCAAAGUCACUGUGGUUAAUGAGCACAGGGGCGGCCAGGCUGUCAGCUACACCCGAAGUGUCACUCUGCAGAUCUAUGGCCUCAACCUGACCGUCAGUGCCCACUGGCCAGGGCGGAUACAGGUGAACGGAGAGUUCGUUUCUCUGCCCUUCCGCAUGGACCAGCGGCUGAGCAUUUACCUAAGUGGAGCAGAUGUGGUGGUGAACACUGCCUCAGGCAUCUCCCUGGCUUUUGACGGACACAGUUUCGUGCGCCUGCGCGUGCCUGCUGCCUAUGCGGGCUCCCUCUGUGGCCUGUGUGGGAACUACAACAAAAAUUCCAGCGAUGACCUGGCAGCGGUGGAUGGGAAACCUGAAGGCUGGAAGGUGGGCGGAACCCCAGGCUGUGACCAGUGCCAGCCUGGACCUUGCCCGACACCCUGCACACCUGAGCAACAGGAGCCCUUCCGAGGCCCCGACGCCUGCGGCAUAAUCUCCGCCCCCGAAGGCCCACUAGCACCCUGCCACCACCUCGUGCCCCCCACGCAGUACCUGGAGGCCUGCUUGCUGGAUGCCUGUCAGGUUCAGGGCCACCCAGGAGGCCUCUGUCCUGCCGUGGCCACCUAUGUGGCAGCUUGUCAGGCUGCUGGGGCCCAGCUUGGAGAGUGGAGGAAGCCAGACUUCUGUCCGCUCCAGUGUCCUGCCAACAGUCAUUACCAGCUCUGUGGUGACUCCUGCCCUGUGAGUUGCCCGUCCCUGUCAGCCCCCGAGGGCUGUGAAACCGCCUGCCGUGAAGGCUGCGUCUGUGACUCUGGCUUUGUGCUCAGCGGUGAUGCCUGUGUGCCGGUGGGCCAGUGCGGCUGCCUUUACAGUGGCCGUUACUACCAGCUCGGCGCCACCUUCUACCCAGGCCCUGAGUGUGAGCGGCGCUGUGAGUGUGCCUCAGACGGCCAGGUCAGCUGCAAAAUAGACACCUGUGGGAUAUAUGAGGAGUGCCGGAUGGAGGAUGGAGUCCGGGGCUGCUAUCCCCAAAGCUCUGAAUUUAUGCUGGUCCUUGAUGGAACUCAUUACGCCACACUUGAUGGGUUGGUGUAUGACCUCCAUGGCUCCUGCUCCUACGUCUUGGCCAGAGUCUGUUACCCAAAACCUGGUGACGAGGAGUUCUCCAUCGUGCUCGAGAAGAACAUGGCUGGUGACCUCCAGCGGUUGGUGGUUACUGUGGAAGGCCAGGUUGUCGUCCUGGCCCAAGGGCCACACGUGACUGUGGACAGUGAAGCUGUCAUGCUCCCCGUGGUUGUGGGUUCCAUAUAUAUAACUAUUGAAAGCCGGAACAUGUUUCUACAGACAAAAACAGGGCUGAAAGUGCUUUUUGAUGGCGAUGGCCAUAUCCUCAUGUCCAUCCCUAGUCCCUUCCGUGGACGUAUCUGUGGCCUCUGUGGGAACUUCAAUGGCAACCGGAGUGAUGACUUUGUGCUCCCCAGUGGGGUGGCGGCCCCCAGCGUGGAAGCCUUUGGAACUGCAUGGCGAGCUCCCGGCUCCUCCCUGGGCUGUGGUGAAGGCUGUGGGCCCCAAGGCUGCCCUGUGUGCUUGGCAGAGAACAGAGAAGCUUAUGAGAAAAAUGAAUCCUGUGGGAAGAUCCGGGACCCCCAAGGCCCCUUUGCAGCCUGCCACCAGGUUCUGAGUCCCUCUGAAUACUUCCACCAAUGUGUGUAUGACCUGUGUGCUCAUAAGGGCAAGAAAUCCUAUCUCUGCCGUAGCCUGGCAGCUUACACUGCAGCCUGUCAGGCAGCUGGUGCAACAGUGGAGCCCUGGAGGACAGACAGCUUCUGCCCUCUUCAGUGCCCUGCCCACAGCCACUACUCUGUGUGCACACGCUCCUGCCAGGGCUCCUGUGCUGCUCUCUCUGGCCUCUUGCAGUGCGCUAGCCAGUGCUUUGAAGGCUGUGAGUGUGACGACCACUUCCUGCUCUCCCAGGGCGUGUGCAUUCCUGCCCGCGACUGUGGCUGCACCCACAAUGGCCAGUACAUGCCGGUGAACUCCUCACUGAUGAACUCAGACUGCAGUGAGCGCUGUUACUGCUCCCCAAGUACCAGCCUGACAUGCUAUGCAGCUGGCUGCACAUCUGGCCGAGUCUGUGAGAUCCAAGCAGGAGUCCGGGAUUGUUGGCCAGCCAAAGGUCUCUGCUCCCUCUCUGUGGGCGCCAACCUCACUACCUUCGAUGGAGCUCGCAAUGCCAUCAGCUCCCCUGGGGUCUACGAGCUCUCUUCCCGCUGCCCGGGACUCCACAUGGAUGUGCCCUGGUACCGUGUGGUUGCUGAUGUCAAGCUUUGCCAUGGCAAUGACAAGGUCGUGGGAGAGGUCCACAUCUUCUUCCAGGAUGGGAUAAUAACUGUGACCCCAGGCAACGGCGUGUGGGUGAACGGUCUCCGAGUGGACCUCCCAGCUAAGGUGUUGACAUCUGUGUCUGUGAGGAGGCUGCCCGAUGGAUCCAUGCUUGUCAGACAGAAUGCUGGGGUCCAGGUGUGGCUUGGAAAAGAUGGGCACCUGGACGUGAUGGUCAGUGAGAACCAUGCAGCCAAGCUGUGUGGGGCCUGUGGAAACUUUGAUGGGGAACAGAUAAAUGAUGUGCGUAGAUUUCAGAAGAAGAUUUCAGUGGAGAAGUGGACAGCACAGGACUUCUCCUCAUGCUCCAGCUGAUCAGUCAUGACUGGCAAUGAAGAUGCCCACACCUGCGCCCUCCCAGAAGUCACCGUGAUUGAAGGACGCCCUGGGUGUCCCUCCCCUGUUCCUCCCCUCCGCUGAGCCACUCAGGCCAAAUCUGAGUAAAUAUCGAGACCCAAGUUGCA